AUGGACUCUCUGGACUUUGCAUCCACACCCGAGCCUGCCGCAUUCGAUAGCUGGAGCCCCUCCAUGCCCACUGAGAAGCAGCCUCGAUUGGAUCCCGUUGUAAACAUCUUUGAGCAGAGUACAGGGUCACCGAGUGACAUGGGUAGUACAAAGGAUGGGGUCGUUCUAUACUCCUACUUCCAGUUUCUGACUGUCGGGAACCUUCAUGCUAUUCCCUAUCAAGAUGUCACCUAUCUCGAAGCUCAAGGAUGCUUACAUGUUCCUAACCCUCUGAUCUUGGAUGCUUUUAUGAAGGCGUACUUUACAUACGCCCAUGUAUUUAUCCCUCUUAUCGAUGAGGGAGAGUUCUGGGAAAUGUUCUCUCCAGCCGCAAGUAGCUCACAAAGGAGCACGAUGUCACUUCUCGUCCUUCGGGCCAUGCUACUCGCUACCAGUGCUCUUCUGUUUGACAUGGAGGCCGAGACAGCUCAUCUGCCACUUGCUCAAGCUGCAUUGAUGCUCAUGAACUGGGUUCCUGAAUCACCCACGAUCACUGCACCUGUACCGUACAGAACAUGGCUAAGCCUAGCGAUCCAUCAUGCCAAGCUCAUCAAUGCGCACCGUCACGCGGGAAUAUGUGACGUUGGAACAUCGGCAAACGAACCACGGUCAAAAACACUUCGAAGGCUUUGGUGGUGCUGUAUCAUCUGCGACAGAUUAUCAUCUCUCGCUUGCCGCUUCCAUCUUCAGAUCACACCUGAUAUGCUCGACAUGGAAAACUGCGUCCCGCUGGGUUUCGCGGAUCUACAGAGCGAGAUACAUCGAUCCAAUGUUCUCUCGCCUGCGACCAAGCGUCAACUUAUAUCUCUGUUCUCCAAGGCCCUGAGCCUGUUGAUGCUAUUAACAGAAAUUAUUCCGGUCGCAUACCCUUUCGAGACACAGCUCGAGUCAAGUCCAGACUUCUCGGUACAGGAAGAGGAGAAAGUCAGAAAGUCUUGUGAUCUUCUUGAGGAGUGGUAUAAUACAGCCAAGUCGGAGUUCCCUCCCUUUCACAAGCCCAUCUCAUCGCAGGGAAGUGAUUCAGCCAGUUCCAUCGCUGUUUCUGGAAUAGGCAGCCCCGACUUUCAUCUUGAAGAUCUUCAAGACGGCAACAGAAAUAAUGAGAUUCGCGGAGAUAUCGAAGACUCGGUUGAGGGUCUGUCAAAAUGCAUAGGCUCCUUGGCAGGGUCUGGCCUGAUAAAGUAUCUUCCCAUCACAGUUCUAUCAUGUGAAGACGAGCUAGCCCCGAACCAUCUCGAAGGUUGGCCUCUUUUGAGUCUCGAUCCUACACAAAGACAGCUUCGAGUCAUACUUGACGCAAGCGACACUUUCUCAGCUCAAUACUAUGGCUCCCAGUGGGUCAAGCAAGCAGCAGAGCACGUCGCCAAUCUAGCCAAAUCGUUCAACAAGCUUUCAUUACAGUCAGGUCAAGAGGCAAUGAAAGACUGGGUCGACAUUCUUGUGAGGCAUCCAGAAGUAUAUCUGGGACUUGCUUGGACGGUGGAUAUGUGCAUCAAUCGGAGGAAGCUACCUGAAAAUCAAGACUUCCCUUUAUGUCUUCGCAACGAUGUAGAGAGGCUUAACACAGCCCCUGAGAAGGCAGACUAUGGGACGUUAGACUCUCAGUCUUUGGAUGGACAGAAGGACAUUCAGCUGACGCAGUCACUAGAUUAUCUUUUAGGUAUUCAGGAACCCAUGAUUGGCGUUCUGUAG
Fusarium musae is the source of this 1731-nucleotide messenger RNA. RefSeq lists its product as uncharacterized. Gene Ontology annotation, molecular function: zinc ion binding; DNA binding. Bases 1 to 1731 code for a protein of 576 amino acids. Lineage: Eukaryota; Fungi; Ascomycota; Sordariomycetes; Hypocreales; Nectriaceae. The record is from RefSeq and is a predicted model, not a curated record. The transcript is spliced from 5 exons. Gene Ontology annotation, biological process: DNA-templated transcription.